CCUAAAGUCGAAAAUGUGAUCAAUAUCUGCUCACAAACUCCCCUACCCAAAGAAGAAGAAUGUUCUGGCCACGAUACGUAUCGAACAAGAGAGGGGCAGUAAAGUUUCAAUUGAUCAAUCAUGUUCCGCGCUUUUGGACACAUGACGUUACGACCCUUUGACAUCACCAGCUCCAUUCGUGAGGGGAGUUUCCCGUAAAUAUAUCUCAAUCUCAACCGUGCUGCUUCUCAUCCUCUCAGCCAGAGACACCGAAGAGACAAAGAGAAGAGCUCUUGAAGACCAGAACAUAAACAAGCAAACCACCAUAAGUCUAUUAGAAACAAGAACACCACCCAAAAUGUCUUCCUCCGAAAACAAAAACCAGCAGCAGGAUCUCAACGCCCUCGCCGAGGAGGCCGAGCGCGACCUCAACACCUGGUAUGCCAAGACGGGCCACCGACGCGCCGGUAUCGAGGAAGAGGCACCCGGCAUCAACGAAUUAGAGGCGUCCAGGAAGUUUCCGGGAACCGAGAUCCGGUACGGCGAGGACCUGUGCACCAACAAGUCGUGGGACAAGAAGAUUCCGGAGCCGGAGGGCGGGGACAGGGAUGAUAAGGGGCACCUCCUCCACGGCCACGCCUACGAAGGCAUCGGCGGCCCCGAAGACAAAACCGCGCACAUCUACCAACACUCGCCCGGCCGCAUCGACGAGGAAGUCGUCAAAGGAUGGGGCCUGGACCCGGUAAAGCUGACCGAAGAAACCUUUGACCCGUCACGGCCGGACCUGUUACCGCCCGACCAGGCGCGCGGGCACGGGUACGAUAACACCGAGGGGGGACCGCACAAGUAUCAGCAGAGCAUAUUGGAGAGCGGGAAGAGGGCGGCGGCGGCGAAUGUGUUUGGGGAGGAUACGGGUUUGGGGCUCCAUCAUCGAGAUCUGCCGACGGGUGCGAGGGGGGGAAACAAGUGGCGGAGGGGAUCGAAGUGGGAGGCGAGAGAGGGUGUACCCGACCAGGGGGCGGAUAUGAAUGAAGUGCCGCCGAAGAGUGUGGUUGAGUUCAGUCACAGUCUGCACUAGAUGACGGUGGGUGGAUGGAUGGAUGGCUGUGAUGGGUGGUGGGUGAGCUUGUAUGAUAACAGCGGUGGAAAUAACUCAACUUACUCAUUAUGAUAGUAGUGUAUUGUGGACUGGACAAAAAGGAUUCUUG
Messenger RNA from Neurospora tetraspora, 1187 nucleotides. RefSeq lists its product as uncharacterized. The transcript is spliced from 2 exons. The record is from RefSeq and is a predicted model, not a curated record. The coding region runs from base 338 to 1057 and encodes 239 amino acids. Lineage: Eukaryota; Fungi; Ascomycota; Sordariomycetes; Sordariales; Sordariaceae.